This is a messenger RNA of Mycetomoellerius zeteki, 1937 nucleotides long. RefSeq lists its product as uncharacterized. NCBI's taxonomy places the organism in Eukaryota, Metazoa, Arthropoda, Insecta, Hymenoptera, Formicidae. The transcript has 6 exons. Bases 173 to 1228 code for a protein of 351 amino acids. The record is from RefSeq and is a predicted model, not a curated record.
UUGUCAGCUGUUUUAGCUGGAAGACAACCAAAUAUAACGAAUGCGUGAUAACUGGAGGAUUAAGGAAUAAAUCUGUUCUUAUCGCAGCACCAUUACAGGUCCUGUUAUUUCUAAAUUUCACAUUGCGAACAAUGUCAUUCCUUUGUCGUCUCACUAUCAGACGAUAAGGAAUAUGUAUGAACAAGCUGCGAGUAACUGGGCCAUCGGUUUGUAUUCUUUGCUGGAUCCAACUAAAUUUUUGCCUUUUCUCCCGAAUUUAUGGAAUAAACAAGCAAUCGGCUCGCGUUAUCCAAAUGACACGAAGGUACGGGACACCGAUGUGCUGGUUGGAUACCUUAUCUUAUUCUGGACGAUAUUGUAUUUGGUGUACGAAAAGUGUCUUAAUUCCCUGUUCAGGCGUAUGCAUUUUCCAUUAGUACAGCGAAGCAGGAUAAUCGAGGCUGCAUGGAACUGUGGAUUCUGUUUUGGUAGUAUAUGUUACAUGAAAUCAUCGACCAUGCAAAUCUUGAGCUUUGCAUCCCACGAACAGGGAAUGACAUACCAGGAAUUAGGGAUUGCAUUGCAUAAGAGCUUUUACUUUCAUCAAGCAGGGAUUGAUAUACUAUGUUAUGGUGCUUGGAUAAAGGGUUGCACAAACUUGCUUUUUGCGUCUUUUGUCUUGAAUCCAUAUCAACAAAACGAUAGGUGGUGUAUAGUUACAAGUACUUUUUUAAUGUAUAAAACUAUUGACAUUGUAAUAGUUAGUGUCUGUCGGAUCUUGGUAUGCAUUUUUCAAACUGUUGGGAGACCAGUCUCUAAACUAUUAUUCCUGUUACACUGCCUGACUUGGAUAUAUUUAUAUUUACAUUAUGUGCCUACAUUUAUGCUUUGGUCAGAAGAAGUUAAAUAUGCAAAGACGGAACCUGGCUUGUGGUUUUGGUUUGCAGUAGAAUGUUUAGAUUCGGUAUGGCUAAGAUUGAUUGGACAUGCAAAAGCUACACAUUGGCUUGAAAUUUGUCUCUUUCCACCACCGACGCAGGAAGCUAUUGAAUUAGCUGGCAUUCAUAAAAGGCAUAAAGAAUCUUUGAGGAAAAGUAAUAUCAAAACAGCAAAGAAAGUUGAAUUAUGGCAAACAUUAGUUUGCGCAAUGGCAAUUAAAAAGAAAAUUAGAAGGAUUCGUGAAGCUAAAAGCAGCACAGAUAUAUUAAUGAAAGAUCCUAAGGAAAUGGAACCAUUGAAACGCAAAUAGAUGACGAGUUAGUGGAGAAAAUUAGAAUAGUAAAGUUAUACUAAAAUAGUUCUGAAAAGGAGCACAUUUACAGAAUUUAUAUCAACGAUGCGAGCCUUUUUCAAACGAAUUUAUUUAUACAAAGAAAGAAAAGAUUUUGUUAUCAUGAUGUUCAAAACAUCGAAUACGUACGAAUUUUUUUUAAGAUUGACUUAUCAUAUCAGUGGCAUAUAUCAUUAUGUUUAACGAGUACUUAAGCAAAUAUUUGUAAAUGUACAUUAGCGGUGGAACAAAUGAAGCAAUUAAAGUACGCUGUGUAUACUGAGGCAAUGAAAAAAAGAUUAGGAGAAUGCAAAAAGAUUGUACUGCAAUUUUUAUACAAAAAUUAAGUUUAUUCCAUAAUUUCGUAGAUUUACACCCGCUUACGUAGAAAAUUCAUCGUUUGCGCGUUUAUAAUUUAGUAGGAUGUGUGAUCUCGACAAUGGUUAGUUGGAUGAUCCAGUAACGUUACAAUCGAGUCGGAGGCGUUUUCUCGGGGCAGGCAUUUAGGAGUAUUAUUGUUAAUCGCUCUGUUAAUCAUUUAUACAACUCAAAGCACAUAAAUAUUACACUAAUCGUCAUGUUGUAGAUGUAAAAUACGAUAUCGGUUCGUUGAAUGGCACUCUUAUCGAAAUUGAAUAUACGUUUCUUUGUAUGAUAGAGGAAGGUAACUGAUAUCGACAUACCACUU